Messenger RNA from Photinus pyralis (common eastern firefly), 1970 nucleotides. RefSeq names its product zinc finger C4H2 domain-containing protein-like. Gene Ontology annotation, biological process: positive regulation of neuron differentiation. NCBI's taxonomy places the organism in Eukaryota, Metazoa, Arthropoda, Insecta, Coleoptera, Lampyridae. The record is from RefSeq and is a predicted model, not a curated record. Gene Ontology annotation, cellular component: nucleus. The coding region runs from base 83 to 937 and encodes 284 amino acids. The transcript is spliced from 4 exons.
AACAACACACCCCCAAUUUGUUGUUACUGAAAUGACAAGUUUUAAACAUAUAUUAUAAAAUAUAUAGUUUCAAAUAAUAAAUAUGGCAACAACAGACGAAAGAACAGUUUUUGCUAAAUUAGAAGCUAUUAAAGAGAUCAGGGCGAAAACUAUUCAGUUGGAAAAACUCAAGACUAGAAUUCUUCUUGAGGUAGAAGCUUUAGAUCAAGAAGAAAAAUGUCUAUCAGAAUACAAACAAGAGAUGGAUUUGCUGCUCCAAGAAAAAAUGUCGCAUGUCGAAGAAUUACGACAGAUUCAUGCAGACAUAAAUGCGAUGGAAGGUGUUAUAAAACAUGCAGAAGAAAGUCGUGGUCGAUCUUUAGCCACCGCCGCCAGAGUUCAUGAAGAGUAUCUUCCAUUAAAAUCGGAAGUGGAUCGGUUAAGACGAGAUUGUUUAGGUUUGGAUAGAUUACCCGAACUUCACGAAGAGGAGGCAACGUUAGUUACACCCGAGUAUGUGUUAUUUGCCAUAUAUUUAGAGAAAUGUAACGUUACACCUUUCAGGCGAUUUGCACAAUUUUUCUCGCCAAGCAAAUCGAAUUCUCAAAAUUUUGCAAAAAGUAAUGAAUGGACACGUCCUUUAGCUCCAACAGACAACCAUAUGAGCGCUUUAGCUCCUCCAUUACCACCCACAUUUUUACCACCACCCAAUCCCUUAAGACUGGUAGCGAAUAAACCUGAGGCAGGGCGUCCAAGUAGCUUAGCCCAACCUCCACAUCCAGGACCACCUACGCCUACCUUCAGGUCGGAUUUUGUUAGCUUGAGGCAACAACCGCCACCAAUGAAAUCAUGUUUGAGUUGCCAUCAACAAAUACAUCGAAAUGCGCCAAUUUGUCCACUGUGUAAGGCAAAAUCAAGGUCAAGAAAUCCCAAAAAGCCAAAGAAGAAAGAACAUUAAAAGUUUGGUUUGACCAAUAUUAAUGUACUCGAUACUGACUAAAAACUGUUCGUUCAAUUCCUAAAUAGACCAAUCAUAAACACUUGCCUGGUGCAUUUUGCUUUUGCUGGGACAAAUGCAACAGUGCACUCGAGUUCAUUUUAGAAUUGGAAGAAUACAAUUAGAGCGUGAAAUUUUAUUCAAUAAUUUAAGUAAUGCAGAAUAUAUACAGUGCAUUUAUCUCACAUUGGAACAUAUACGAUUACAUGCAAUGGUGUUUUCCUAUGUUCCAUUUAAAACAUUGGAUAAUGUGCGAGUCACAACUCGACCAGCCUUUAAUUAUUUUCAGGUUAUGUAGGACACUGCACCUCACGCAAAACACAACAAACAAAUAGCAACAGACUAUAAGCCAAUCAGAACACUCAUUCCGUUUGAAUUUAUGUCAUUAUAAAUAAAAUGGCAGCUAAUUGUAAGGCAAUAGCAGGCUAAUUGCACCACUAUCAAAUAUAAUUCUAAGUUCAUAACAUCACAAAUCAACACCUCAUACGUACUUGUUUUAUUUUAGAUUAACAAAGAGAAAAUAAUAAAUAGAGAAUACGCGUGCGCGCCUCUUCUAAUGUCAUUGGUUCGCAAUAUGAAUAAGGAAUAAAAAUUCGACUGAACGAAAUUAUUAUUUCUUAUUUGCUAGGCUUAUUUCAUAUUUCAAUGUUGUGUGCAAAUCCAUAAAGAUCAGUAGAUUGAAAAUUGUUAUUUCUUAUUCCUUAUUUGUUAUUUCAUUGUGUGAUGGGCUUAAGAAAUAAAGAGAGAUGCCUUGAUGCUUAUCAUAACGUGCCAUCAUCUCGUCAUGUUUGUACACAUUGCAAGAAGCGAACUUGUCACAUUUUGCGAGACGAUGUUUAAAGGAAUAUUAAUAAUACAUAUUAUAUUUGAAACAAUCUAAAUGGAUUUUUAAAUAUUUAUAAGGGUUGUGAAAAACAAACAAUUAUAAAUUUCAAUUAAACAGUUUAAUAAGAAAAUUUAUGAUAAUUAGUAGGCACUUUCUUUCGGUGAUCCA